AUGCAAACUGAUUUAGCUAGGAGAAUGGAAUUAGUGAAGUCGAGGUUCAAGAGGGUUUGUGUGUUUUGUGGAAGCAGCAGUGGAAACAGAGACUGUUACAGAGAUGCAGCCAUUGAUCUAGCUCAAGAGCUGGUUGCGAGGAGAUUGAAUCUUGUGUAUGGAGGAGGAAGCAUUGGUCUCAUGGGUUUGGUUUCACAAGCUGUUCAUGAAGCUGGAGGACAUGUACUAGGGAUCAUACCAAGGACUCUUAUGGACAAAGAGAUCACCGGAGAAACAUUUGGUGAGGUAAGAGCUGUUGCUGAUAUGCAUCAAAGGAAAGCCGAAAUGGCAAGCCACUCCGAUUGUUUCAUCRCAUUACCUGGUGGGUAUGGAACACUAGAAGAGUUAUUGGAAGUAAUAGCAUGGGCACAACUUGGAAUCCACGACAAACCUGUGGGAUUGUUAAAUGUGGAUGGUUAUUACAAUUACCUUCUCACUUUCAUUGAUAAAGCCGUUGAUGAUGGCUUUAUCAAACCAUCUCAGCGACAUAUCUUUGUCUCUGCCUCCAAUGCCAAAGAGCUUGUCCAAAAACUUGAGGCGUAUGAGCCUGUGAGUGAUGGAGUUAUAGCAAAAUCUAAGUGGGAGAUUGAGAAGAAAGGGCUCUGUUCUUCUAACACAAGCAUGAAGACUGAAAUUGCUCUUUAG
Messenger RNA from Arabis nemorensis, 684 nucleotides. Lineage: Eukaryota; Viridiplantae; Streptophyta; Magnoliopsida; Brassicales; Brassicaceae. The record is from the annotation of a GenBank genome assembly.